Leptopilina heterotoma is the source of this 659-nucleotide messenger RNA. RefSeq names its product nuclear polyadenylated RNA-binding protein 3-like. The record is from RefSeq and is a predicted model, not a curated record. The coding region runs from base 127 to 642 and encodes 171 amino acids. The transcript is spliced from 3 exons. Lineage: Eukaryota; Metazoa; Arthropoda; Insecta; Hymenoptera; Figitidae.
AUGUAUAGCUUGAAAAUACUAGAAAGUCUCUAUUAUUUUUAAAAAACAAUUUAAAGAAUAAAACUAUUCUUUAAGUGCAAACUAAGGACUUAUAGUGUUGAUGUGUUAAUUUUGACUAACAUCACAAUGAGUUCAAAAGAAGCAAAAAGGUAUAAAAAGUAUUUGGAACUAGAAUCAGAUGUUCCAAUUCCGUCAAGUUCAUGGCACAGACAUAAAAAUGAACGUAAAAAAGUGAAGAAAACUAAUGUUCCUGUUAACCUUCCUGAUGACGAUCAAGAACAAGCAACAGAAAACAAUAAGAAAAUUGAAAUGAAUGUCGAUAAAGCUUGGGAAAAUAUUGAAAAUACUGAGACCACACAAUCUACGGAGGAUAAUACAUUACUAUGUGCAUAUGAGGAAGAAACUGAAGAGACGAGAGCAUCUGAAAAACAACAUCAAGAGAUUGGUUCUGACGAUGACGAUUAUUUUAUGGAUGCAAGCGAUGAGAUGUGUGAAACAGAAGAUUUUGAGGAAACUAUUGAAGACGAUCGAGAUUCAUCAAUACAGGAGGAAGCCAAAGACCUUUUAUCACCAAGAGGUUAUAAGUCCCUUUUUGAAGCUAUAAACAUCGAAGAUUUAAAAGACCUAUUAAUGUCUCUGUAAACAAAACAGUGGGAGAA